Molecule: messenger RNA, 1209 nt
Organism: Colletotrichum chrysophilum
Lineage: Eukaryota; Fungi; Ascomycota; Sordariomycetes; Glomerellales; Glomerellaceae
Exons: 2
Coding region: 1-1209 (402 amino acids)
Biological process (GO): transcription elongation by RNA polymerase II; positive regulation of transcription elongation by RNA polymerase II
Cellular component (GO): nucleus; Cdc73/Paf1 complex
Molecular function (GO): RNA polymerase II C-terminal domain phosphoserine binding
Source: RefSeq, a predicted model, not a curated record
AUGUCUGACUCUGAGGAAUUGGUCGAGCUCCCCGAGGAGGAGGAGGAGGAUCUCUUUGGCGACGAGGCGGCCGACGAGCUUCCCGAGGAUCGCAGUCGCGCUGGCAGCGAACGCGCCGCAUCAGAUGGACUCGCGGCAGACGAGGACGAGGAGAGGUAUGAUGCAGGCCCGACAUCAACGGACUAUGAGACGAAAGUUAUCGAGGCUGUGGAGAUGCAGCGCCACCGCAUUCCCAAGGCGAAGGAGCAGAGACUUGGAUCUCUUCGCGUUCCCAAGUUUUUCAGAUUCAUUCCCACGAUCUACGACCCCGAAACCUUCGAGCCCACCGAGGAGGAUAUCGAGAACGCCAAGGCCGACACGCCGAAGCACGAUAUCCGCGUGCGCAGACAAGGCAACAAGCUGCAGAGCAACGCCAUGAUUCACAGAUGGAGCGACGGUUCAGUGACCAUUACCGUCGGCGACGAGCACUUGGAGGUCACCACGAAGGCCCUGGCACCGGGCCCCGAGCAGCCGUACUCGGACCUCCAGGACGGUCACUACUACGCGGCCGCAGCUGAAUACUCCAGCAACUUCCUCAUGUUCGUUGGCCACGUCACAGACCAGUUCAUAGUACGUCCUGGCAAGGAGGUCCAGGAUGACGCACUUGCUGCCCUCGCAGAGCGCAUGGCCACAGUCACGCAGAAGCCCCAGGAGAAGGACAUGAUUAUCAACACCAUCCAGGACCCCGAGCUCAGGAAACGACAGGCCGAGCAGGCGGAGAAGGAGCGCAUGAAGGCGCAACGUCGUCGCGAGACGGCGGCUGCCAAGUUGACGGACUCCAGCAGGGGUUACGGCCGCGGGGGCGGUCUUUCCAUUGGAGACCUGGAAGGACGCCGCGGUGCCGGCCGUAAGAGGCCUGGCGCACCGAAGCAGAAGAGGAGACGUCCCGAAUACGACUCCGAUGAUGAUCUUCCCUCGGGCGCGCGCAGGCAGGAUGACUAUGACAUGGAGGACGACUUCAUUGUUGGUAGCGACGACGAAAUCAGCGAGGGUCCGGAUGACGAUAACGAAGAAAUCCUGGACGACGACGAUGAGGACGAGAGGCCGCGAUCCAAGAAGCGACAGAAGAUGUCUGACGACGAAGAUGCCGAUGGCGACGAGGACGAUAUGAUGGAGCCGAGCGGCAGAGGCAGACGUCGCCAUGUCGUGGACGACGAUGAUUCGGAGUAA